Molecule: messenger RNA, 1493 nt
Organism: Diospyros lotus (date-plum)
Lineage: Eukaryota; Viridiplantae; Streptophyta; Magnoliopsida; Ericales; Ebenaceae
Product: glutathione S-transferase TCHQD
Exons: 3
Coding region: 445-1245 (266 amino acids)
Molecular function (GO): glutathione transferase activity
Source: RefSeq, a predicted model, not a curated record
UGCAUGCGCUCAAAGGAUCCAAACCAUGUUUGGGUAGGCGAGUGGGGAAUAAAAUCAAUACUCGAGCGAGUGGGGAACUGGAUUCCAUCAUGGGGUCUUUGUAAGUAUUGUAUUUUAACGUUGUCGUGCUCCAUAAUGGGAGCUGUCUCUCUCAUCAAUCGCCUCGAACCUUUUUCGCCCAAGGGAAAGACUUUCUUUCCAUCUUUCUCUGGAGUUGCUUUCUGAGUUGUUGCUUCUCUUCUUCCUCUAUAUCCAGAAGCCACGAGUCCCUGAAUCCUUGGGGGAAGUUCAAUAAUUCCAACUGCUUACGAGCCACUUUUGUUACUUUGGUGCAGUCCGCAUGGUUGAUUAUCUUAAAACCUGAGUGAUCUAGUUUGAUUCGUUGAUCCUAAGUUUUUUAGCUUUUCUUUCCUGUGGCAUCCCAAGGUUGAUGUUUACGAAGCCAUGCAACUGUAUCAUCAUCCUUAUUCCUUGGAUAGCCAAAAGGUGAGGCUUGCUUUGGAAGAGAGGGGCAUUGAUUAUACAUCAUACCAUGUCAAUCCUGUCACUGGCAAGAACAUGGAUUCCUCAUUUUUCCGGAUGAAUCCAAGCGCCAAACUUCCUGUUUUCCAGAAUGGAGCACACAUUAUGUUCGACACAAUAGAGAUUAUCCAGUAUAUAGAGAGAAUUGCAUCUGUCUCAUCGGGCAGUGAAAUAACCUUCAGCAGUGGAGAAGUUGUUGAAUGGAUGAACAAGAUACAAGACUGGAACCCCAAGUUUUUCACGCUAUCCCACAUCCCCGAGAAGUACCGUCUCUUUGUUUCUAAAUUCCUAAGGAGAGUGAUAAUUGCCCGGAUGGCUGAAUCUCCCGAUCUAGCUAGCGCUUACCACCGUAAGCUGAGAGAUGAAUACGACACAGAAGACAAGUUGAGAAGCCCAGAAGUCCUGAGACGGAGCGAGGAACAUCUGGUAAGCCUUCUUGAUGAAGUGGAGACACAACUGAGCGAGACACCAUAUCUAGCAGGGGAAGAGUUCACCAUGGCUGAUGUUGUGCUCAUCCCCGUGCUGGCUCGAUUGGAACUCUUGAACUUGCGUGAUGAGUACAUCAAUAGCCGGCCAAAUGUUGCCGAGUACUGGAACACGGUGCAGCAGAGGCCCAGUUAUAAGAAGGUAAUUGGAAGGUACUUCAAUGGCUGGAGGAGGUACAAGACCCUGUUAAGAACCAGAUGCUUCCUUCAGUUGAGAAGUAUGCUUAGAAAAUACUGAUAAAUGACAGUAUCCUAGAGGCCUUUGUUAUAACAAGAAGCAUGCUUUGAGGGAUUUCAGAGAAGAACAGAAAUAAUUGUACAGUAUGAGGUUCGGUUUUUCCUUCUUGGCCCUUCCUAUUUUAAGGGGCAGCAUUUAGGGUUUUAAUUUUUUUUUUUCCUGUUCUCCUUCAGAAAUGUUCCUUGAGAUGAUAUUGCACUAUUUUUCUGCCAAUAUUGUGAACAAAUUGGAUUAGAAUGAUUAGACUA